CCCUCAGCCCAACUGCCAUCAUUGCUCCACACCAGGUUUGGCACUGCUCGGUAAAGUAACUCCUCUUUCUUCUUUUGAAGGGACAUGAUCACGUAUGUCGGAAGAAAUCAAAUGGGAGCAGGAAUGUGCGCAUAUUUCUUUUAAUUUCAAACAUUAACCAGUAAUCAAAAGCGAGUUUUAUCUCAACGUGACUGCUGUUUCUGGUCCCGGACUAGCAGGGUCCCUUUUAGAGACUCAUUUCCCCGCUUCAUAUUUUAGUAAUUGAAAGGAAUAUUUUAUUGGGUAGUGAGUUAUAUCACGAAAGGAGAAGAAAGCUCGUCUGCGUCGGGUAGGAUCCGUCAUGCCGUCUUUGCAACAGGCGGGAGAAACUGUAUCAAGUAGCGACGCAUCACGAUUGGACUACCCCGGUUAUAUGGAUGGUACCCUUGACGACCUUUUCCCCAGAUCUCCCGGCACAGACAGUGAGUCUUUGAUGUCCAUAGCUGAACUGCUGGGGCUCAACAUGCCCCGCGGCUCCCUGGUGGGGGCGGGGACGGGGUCGGGCUCCCUCCAGGGGAACCAUGUCGGCGGCCGCGGUCAGGUGGACUCGCAGACCGCGCCUGCUGCCCCCUUCUUCAUGUCAUUCUCGGGAGACGACAGCGGCUACCAGACCAGCCACCCCGGCAGCCCCCUGCCUCACGACAUGUCCUCGCCAGGGAAGUCCGUGGCUGCUGCGGCGCGCGCUCGCGCCCGCUUGGACUCUGCGGGCACCUUCCCCCCGCUGUCUCCUUCGCCCUCCCCCUCCCCGACGGCUCAGGGCUCGGGGCCCUUCUCGCCCAGCACAUCAGACUGGCGCAGGGCGCUCGACGAGCGCCGUCUCAUGAAUUCUCGAUCAAAUUCCCCCGAGUCUGACUCUAGUAUCGGUAGUGUGGACAAUACAAACCUAUCUGAGCUCAUGAGCUGCCUGUAUCGUCAUGCUCGCAAUCGCAGUGAUUCAGGGCUGUCUACAGGCCUUCCUAGUAAUGGUGAUCAGCGCCAGCAGGAGCUGACUAACCUGACCAAUCUCCAUGCCCUGCAGGCACUGACCAACAAUAAUCCAAAUUUGUACAACUAUCAACAUGAUCAGCAGCUGCAGUCCCCUCUGGGUUCUCCUCUGUCCUCGCCUUUGGCACCCCCCGACAAAGCAUGGAGCCCAGGGUCCUUGCCCAACUCCAUGUCUGGCUCUCUGCCUGGCUCACCCCUGUAUAUGUCCAGCCCAUUGCGAGGACCUGGGCCUCUGACCACCCCUAGCACUCCCCCCUCACCAGGCUCUAGCCCCAUGGCCAGGCUCAGUCUCAGCUUGGAUCAACACAGGACCCAGCGCUUGAGUGGUGUCUCAGCAGCUGACUGUGAUGCUACUUGCACUUGGAGCGGAACACUACCUACCAGGUCUUUUGAGAAUCCCAACUUUUCAGUUAAGGUGUUUCUUGGUGGAGUUCCAUGGGAUAUAACUGAACCAAUGCUUGCACAUGGACUCAGACAGUUUGGUAUGGUCCGUGUGGAAUGGCCUGUUAGCAAACAGCCUGGUGUCCCACCACCUAAAGGGUAUGCUUAUAUCAUCAUGGAAUGUGAAAAGCAGGUGAAAGCCUUACUUAGGUCUUGCCGGUCCAACUUCUCAAGUGGAGGAGGGAACUGGUACUUCAAAAUUUCAUCUAAGAGGAUGAAAGCUAAAGAUGUACAAGUUAUCCCUUGGAUGACAAGUGACACAAAUUGGGUGCGCAGCCCCUCUCAGAAAUUGGAUCCCGAAAAGACUGUGUUUGUUGGUGGUCUGCAUGGCAUGUUGAGUGCUCAUGGAUUGGCCAUAAUCAUGAAUGAUCUGUUUGACGGUGUUGUGUAUGCAGGAAUUGAUACUGACAAGUUCAAGUAUCCCAUUGGAUCUGCCAGAGUGACCUUCAACAACAACCGCUCUUUCUUCAAAGCCAUCAAUUCACGUUUUGUAACAAUCAAAACGGAUCAGUUUUCUAAGAAAGUGCAACUCCUCCCGUAUCUUGAAGACUCCCCAUGCUCAGUGUGUUCAGUUCAGCAUGGUCCCUACUUCUGUAGAGAGUCUUCUUGCUUCCGCUAUUUCUGCCAUUCCUGCUGGCAAUGGGUCCAUGCCCAGGGGCACCUUGCAUCUCACAAACAUCUGACCCGUUCUACUAAGAGUGUUCUGGCUCUUGACAUUAGAGCUCCUACCCGCCGUGAUCUCAACCGAUUGCCUGUUGUAGAUGGUCUGCAGUAAUUUUAUUUAUGUUUAAUUUUGUUUUUGUUUUUUUAAGUUUUCAUUUUCCUAUGACAGGAAAUGUUUUCAAUAACGUAGACUAGAUUUUUUCUUUGGACAAAAGUCUUUUCAAUGGUGCGUGCGUACUUAGAGCCUUUCAUUCCUGUACCUCUGGAAACGUUUUAAGUUACAUUUUUCUUAAUUUAGUUGAGCAGCUUCUUGUUGGUAUCUAACUUCAGUCUAUAUCAAGGUUGAUUUGUCUAUUUAUAGUUUUAACAAGAGUGAUAACAAAUUAUUAUACUGUGAGAUGAGGCUUUUCUUAUCUAGUAGUUAUUAUCACCAUAUUUUGAAAGCCUUUAAAUUAGUGACUUAAAUUAAAUCUUAGCAUUAUUUGAAGACUGUUUAAGACAACCAUGGUAGUUGACACCAGCUGGGUUUUAGUAUCUUGCAUUAAUGUAUUUUAACUAGUUGCCCCAUCGAUUGUAGAGUAAUUGACAAGACAAUUAAUGAUGUCAUUGAUUUCAUCCAACCAUCAUCUUUCAAAUCAUGAAGGUGAAGUAGCAAUUGAUAUAGCAAUCAUAAUUAACAUUCUACAGCUGGUGACUGUAUUGUAUAAGCCUAGAACAAUUUUAAGUCUGUCAGUAAUUUUAUGACAAUGUCCAACCUUGUUCCUUUUUACUCAUUCCAUCAUCUCAUGUAAGGGAACUUUUGCAGCCUUGGACAAAACCUCUUAUAGUAGGUUUUCCUUGACAAAGCUGGUUUCUUAAAUGUAAUUUUACCUCAGUGGAGCUACAAAAGGUUAAUAUUAAGUAGAAUUUAUUUGUCCAUUUUAAAAUGUGUGGUAUUAUACAAAUCAUGGGGAUACUUAAAAAAUGAAAUCCUUGGGCCAACAGUUUGAAGCUUGCUGUGUUUUAUGCGUACCUUGAUUACCUUUUCUUUUUAUUUUUGUUAUGUCUAAGGGAAGUGUUAAAUUCCUUAUUGGCAUUAACUUUUUCUCAUGUGGUUGUGGGCAAAUCAUCUCUUUAAAUGAAAUGUCUGGCGGCGGUAGGUGUCGCUCACCAAAAAUCAUGCAAACUUAUUGGUGAGAAUCUGUCAAUCUUUUUAUUGUAAUUUGGUUAUGGGACUUUUAUUCUAUUUUUAUUUUCAAAAAUGGAGCUGAACUAAAGCUUAAAUUGAUUUCAGUUCAAUUAUUAGUUUUUCUGAAUUGUGCAGUGGUUUAUUUGGAAUUGUCAUUCCUAAAAACUGUAUCCAAAACUUUUUUUCAGUGCUUAUUGUGAGUUUUCAAAUUUUCAGAUUUGAUUUUCUUCACACAGCUCAGGAAAGAAUUAAACAGUUGACGAUAUUGGAUUGAACACGGUCUAUGGUUCGCCUUGAGGAUUGUAUCGAGUAUGAAUUGUUUUAGUUCCUAAACUGUUGUUGACUUGUUUUCUGUACAAGUAAUGAAUUUUGUUUCGUAGAGAUGUACCAGCUCACUUGUGUUGAAAUUAUAUGGAUUAUUCAUAAA
Messenger RNA from Frankliniella occidentalis (western flower thrips), 3722 nucleotides. RefSeq names its product cytoplasmic polyadenylation element-binding protein 1. NCBI's taxonomy places the organism in Eukaryota, Metazoa, Arthropoda, Insecta, Thysanoptera, Thripidae. Gene Ontology annotation, molecular function: mRNA regulatory element binding translation repressor activity; translation factor activity, RNA binding; mRNA 3'-UTR binding. Gene Ontology annotation, cellular component: nucleus; neuron projection; cytoplasm. Gene Ontology annotation, biological process: negative regulation of cytoplasmic translation. The record is from RefSeq and is a predicted model, not a curated record.